AUCCAGCCUCCUUAAAACCCCAAAACCCAAUCUGGAUUUCUAACUUAAAACGUCAACUUGAAGCGUAGAAAGAAAGAAAGAAUCAAUGGGGGAGAAGAAGGGUCUUCUACCCAAACAAGAAGAAGAGCCAUGGCGAGUCCUGGAAUUCUACAGUGGUAUUGGUGGCAUGAGAUAUUCACUUAUGAAGGCUGGUGUCAAUGCAAAAGUAGUGGAAGCUUUUGACAUAAAUGACAAAGCUAAUGAUGUUUAUGAACACAAUUUUGGCCACCGUCCUUAUCAGGGUAAUAUUGAGACUCUGACGGCUGCUGAUCUUGACAACUAUGGGGCACACACGUGGCUGCUCUCACCACCUUGUCAACCCUACACUCGACAAGGUCUUCAAAAGCAAUCCGGUGAUGCUCGAGCAUUUUCUUUUCUCAAGAUUCUUGAACUUAUUCCUCACACUAAGCAACCUCCAAAUAUGUUGUUUGUGGAAAAUGUUGUUGGAUUUGAGACUUCAGAUACACAUGCAAAAAUGAUAGAGAUAUUAGCAAGUUCUGAAUAUACUACACAAGAGUUUAUAUUGAGCCCACUGCAGUUUGGUGUGCCUUAUUCCAGGCCACGUUAUUUUUGCUUGGCAAAAAGAAAGCCUUUAUCAUUUCAACACGAAGUCUGCAAUAACAAAUUGCUUUGGUCUCCCAGCCCAUUGUUCGAGCAUAAUGAAAAUAAUGUAAUGGAUGGAUGGGACCAACCACCCGCGAACUGGGAUACUUUGAUCCAUUCUUGUGAGCCAGUUGAGAGGUUUCUUGAGUUCAAGAGCUCCAGCAACCAAGUAACAGGAGCAACUGGAACUGAUGUUUCAGCGGAUUGUUCUGGAGCUUUGGAGAACAUUGAUGAAAGAAAUCUUAAUACAAUGUCCCAGUAUAUUGUUCCAUUAAGCUUGAUUGAGAGGUGGGAAAGUGCAAUGGGUAUCCUUGUUAUUUUUGCUUCUUUGUAUUUUCUGCACUUCAAAUUUACCCCAUCUAUCCUCUUCGUUAUCUGAAAGUAUUCCUA
Populus euphratica (Euphrates poplar) is the source of this 1032-nucleotide messenger RNA. Its product is annotated as DNA (cytosine-5)-methyltransferase-like. NCBI's taxonomy places the organism in Eukaryota, Viridiplantae, Streptophyta, Magnoliopsida, Malpighiales, Salicaceae. Gene Ontology annotation, molecular function: methyltransferase activity. The transcript is spliced from 6 exons. Bases 86 to 1021 code for a protein of 311 amino acids. Gene Ontology annotation, cellular component: nucleus. The record is from RefSeq and is a predicted model, not a curated record.